AUGAUGGAAAGCGAGCAUAAGUCAACCGAAAAUGCUGCAGAAAAACCGAUAAAAGAAAAGACGAGCAAAGAUAAACUGGCAAAAGAAAAAUUAGCCAAGGAAAAAAUUGGAAAGGGCUUAUAUUAUGAAGCUCAUCAAUUAAUAAAGUCAAUUAUAAACAGAAAAUUACAAAAAGAUCAAUUAGCUAGUUGUUUAAAUAUUAUAUUUUAUUUUUCAUUAAAAUUUGCCAAUGUAAAGCAAUAUGUUUUAUUAUGUGAUUUAAUGUAUCAAUGUUGUGUUAUAUUAACUGAAAAUAAUAUCGAAUUCGAUUUAUAUUAUGCAGAUAAAAUAAUAGAAAUAUUUAAAAAAUGCCCACCUAAUUCUACAGAAGAAAAAUAUAAAUUUAUGAACAAAUGCAUUUUAUGGUCAACAGAUGAUGAUCAUAUAUUUGGCUAUUUAGAAUUUCACAGAGCAAUGGGAAAUUCAUAUUUUGAAGAUAAAAAAUAUAGUUUAGCUCAUAAUCAUUAUAUAUAUCUUGAUGAUAAUGAAAUGCUGUAUAAUAUAAUAUCUUUUUGGAGAAAAGAAGCAUAUCCAAGUGAAUAUAAUUUUUUUAUUUUAAGAACAACAUUAUGCUUACUUGUACUAUAUAAGGUAGAACAAGCAUUGGACCUUAUCGAAAAUUUUGAAAAAAAUUUAGAUAAAAAAGAUGCCCCAUUACCCGUUCAGGUAGCUUACUUAAUUACAUGUUCAUGCCUAUAUAAAAAUGAACUCUUAUAUGAAGAUAUUAAGUAUAAAUACAGACUUAUAUUAAAUUAUGACCCCAAAUUUCAAAAAUAUAUACAAAUGAUUGAUGAUGAUAUAUUUAAAAAAAAAAAAAACAAUUUUUUAAGCAUUUUUCAAAAUAUGUUUGGCGGAUAA
This is a messenger RNA of Plasmodium berghei ANKA, 897 nucleotides long. Its product is annotated as conserved protein, unknown function. Gene Ontology annotation, biological process: protein insertion into ER membrane. NCBI's taxonomy places the organism in Eukaryota, Apicomplexa, Aconoidasida, Haemosporida, Plasmodiidae. The coding region runs from base 1 to 897 and encodes 298 amino acids. Gene Ontology annotation, cellular component: cytosol. The record is from RefSeq and is a predicted model, not a curated record. Gene Ontology annotation, molecular function: protein binding. The transcript has a single exon.